UGGAUAUCAUAAUAUCUGCGAUCUGCCGUCAACCCCUCCGUCGCUGCCCCUCGUCCCCGGCCAUCCUGCCUAUAUUGGGCCUGCAUAUCUGCUUCCAUCUAUUGCACCUGUCUACCGGUCCCUGCAAAUCUCCACCCGUCAUGUCUGCAGACCCAUUGGUCCCCGAGACGAGGGUCCUGGCGGUCGCAAGUCAUGUGGUCUAUGGCUAUGUCGGCAACAAGAUGGCAACGCUUGUGAUGCAGUCCUUGGGCUGCGACGUCUCACCCUUGAACACGGUUCAUUUCAGCAAUCAUGCGGGCUACCGGCAACUUAAGGGGACUAGAGCCACGGCCGAUGAGAUCACUGCUCUAUACGAAGGUCUAUGCCAGAGUCACCUAACGGACUUUGAUGUCAUGUUGUCGGGAUAUACACCCAGCGCCGCCGCCGUCGAGGCUGUCGGAGCCAUCGGGCAAGAUCUUCAGCGCAAGGCCGAGAAGAAUCCCGGCUCCUUCUUCUGGGUUUUGGAUCCGGUCAUGGGGGACCUGGGUCGCCUCUACGUCAACGAUGAUGUGGUCCCGGCCUAUAAGAAAACCAUCAAACAUGCCGAUUUGAUUCUCCCCAAUCAAUUCGAGGCAGAAGUUCUCUCCGGAAUCAAGAUCACCUCUCUCAGCACCCUCGCCGAAGCCAUCACCGUGAUCCACGCGACCUACAACGUCCCCCACGUCAUCAUCACCUCUGUCCAACUGUCCAAACUCCCCGAAUCGUCAUCGGCAGCCGCGGCCCAGUCUCCUAACAACCUGACUGUCAUCGGCUCCACCACGAAAUCCGACGGGUCGCCGCGGCUCUUCCGUGUCGAUGUCCCUGCCCUAGACUGCUUCUUCUCCGGAACCGGAGACAUGUUCGCCGCGUUAACUGUCGCCCGGCUGCGGGAGGCCGUUUUCGCCGCCGGUCCUCAAUUACGAACGACCAAGUCCUGGGUCUCGCCGGACGACGUCAAAGCCGCCGACCUUCCUCUCGCCCAGACCACCGUGAAAGUACUAGCCAGCAUGCACAGCGUGCUGGAGAAGACCAUGGAGGCGCGUAAUGCCGAACUAGUGGCCACCUCCGGCCAAGUCAACGAGCAGCUUGACGCCGAAGAAAGGCAAAAACAGGAGCAUCUGCGACACACCAAAGCCGCCGAGGUCCGACUCGUGCGCAAUGUGCAAUACCUCCGCAACCCGGUUGUGGAGUUCAAGGUGCAGGAGUGGCGGACGGAGGAUCUCCCCGCUCAGCUUCGAUAAACGCUCCCAAUCCUGUCAUCAAUCCUUAUUCAUUUCGGUGAGAUAUAUAUAUAGACUACCAAAGUAGAUGAUAAAACGUGUGAUGAGCCAUAGUCCUUUAUAACGGUCGAAUUUCAUGUCUAAUCAUGCAUAGUUGUG
Molecule: messenger RNA, 1397 nt
Organism: Aspergillus steynii IBT 23096
Lineage: Eukaryota; Fungi; Ascomycota; Eurotiomycetes; Eurotiales; Aspergillaceae
Product: pyridoxal kinase
Exons: 6
Coding region: 141-1259 (372 amino acids)
Biological process (GO): pyridoxal 5'-phosphate salvage
Cellular component (GO): cytosol
Molecular function (GO): pyridoxal kinase activity
Source: RefSeq, a predicted model, not a curated record